Polychytrium aggregatum is the source of this 2318-nucleotide messenger RNA. Its product is annotated as P-loop containing nucleoside triphosphate hydrolase protein. NCBI's taxonomy places the organism in Eukaryota, Fungi, Chytridiomycota, Chytridiomycetes, Polychytriales. The coding region runs from base 163 to 2046 and encodes 627 amino acids. Gene Ontology annotation, molecular function: lipid carrier activity; ABC-type transporter activity; ATP binding. Gene Ontology annotation, cellular component: membrane; intracellular membrane-bounded organelle. The record is from RefSeq and is a predicted model, not a curated record. The transcript is spliced from 7 exons. Gene Ontology annotation, biological process: lipid transport; transmembrane transport.
GCUAAACGGGCAAUAUGUGGUCCAGAUCUCGGCUGUGUCCUUGCUCAGCCCGUGGCUCUCCGAAUCCCAGAUCCGCCAAGCCAGAUGAACACGGGACGGCUCUCACCACCGCUGACUGACACAGGCUGCUUGCCCCUGCCGGGAUUAUCGCCAUAGGAACAAAUGCUCUUUACCUCUGGCGUCAUGCCCAGCGUCUACUACCUGUCGCUCUUCAUGGUCGACUGCCUUGCCUUUGGUGUAUCCGCCAUUGCAUCCUUCAUCCUCCUCUUCUCGAUCCCGAUCAACUUUAUCCGAGCCUCAAACCCGCUUCCCUUGAUCCUUCUCGUCCUGUUCUUUGGACCCGUAACGGUGCUGCUGUCCUACAUCCUCUCGUUUGCUUUCAAGAGUUCCAAGUCGGUCGGCCCUAUUCUUGGAGUCGCCGUUUCCCUCGUUGUGUUUGUGCCCUAUUUAAUUAUCGGCUUUGCUUUCGACAACAACGUCCCGGCCGUGUUUGAUUUCAUUUUUGGCAUUAUUCUUCCAACCUUUGGAGCCUACCGUGCCCUCGUUGACUAUGCUCACGGACCCAUCAACGGAGCCCCUUACACUCUGGCCGAUACAUUCAACAUCAACCGCAGAGUUUUCCCGAUGAUCCUGAUCUUCAUCGCCCAAAUUCUCCUCUACACGUUCCUGAUUGCUGUGCUGCAUCAUCGCAAAGCCACGGGCAAGCGAUUCCUGGUGGCCCUGAGCGAGGUUGUCUCGCAAAUCAGGUCUCGCAAGACGCCUUCGACUCAUCACGAGAGCUCCGCUAUCCACCCCGAAGAUUUGCCCUCGACAGCGAUCGUUGUUCCAGCCGGAAGCGCUGCUGGAGCGGCCCGGGUCACGGAUGCCGAGGUGCUCCGCGAAACGACCAAGCUCAUGUCUCCUGAUUUCGCAGGAACUCUUGAGGACUCGGAGUAUAUCAUGGCGGCCCGCGGCAUCAACAAGUCCUUCAAAAUUUCGGGCGACCGCACCCUCAAUGUCUUGAACAACUUGGUGAUGGGUGUCAAGAAGAACGAGUACUUUGGCUUCCUUGGUCCCAACGGCGCCGGCAAGACCACUGCCAUCAACAUUCUGACCGGAAACGACUUUGCCAACAGCGGCGAGGCCUUUAUCGGCGGAUACUCUGUCUGUCCGCAUUUUGAUCCAUCGGCACGCCGCAUGAUCGGACUCUGUCCGCAGUUCAACGUGCUUUGGGACAAGCUCACGCCGCGGGAGCAUAUCUCGGCAUACGGCGAGCUUCGCGGCAUCCCAAGCUCGGAGCUCAAGGCAGCUGUCGACCAGGUCAUCAGCGACAUGGGCCUGGAUGACGGCCAGAAUCAGUUCACCAAGACGCUUUCCGGCGGAAACAAAAGAAAGGUGUCGAUUGCCAUCUCGAUGAUCGGAGACCCCAAGCUGGUCUUUUUGGAUGAGCCCACGACAGGUGUCGACAUCUCGAUUCGCCAGAAGAUCUGGCAAGGAAUCGAAAAGCUCAAGGAGCGCUCCUCGAUCAUACUUACAUCCCACUCGAUGGAGGAAGUCGACGCUUUGUCCGACCGUAUCGCCAUCCUCAUCAACGGCCAACUUCGCUGCCUGGGCACGUCCCAGAGACUCAAGAACGUGUAUGGAUCUGGCUACAAGAUCGCUGUCAAGCUCUCAUCCUCCAGCCGCUCCCAGGCGCUCGUGGACUGGCUGCCGACACAAAUCCAGAGCAUCCCCGGUUUGCCAAUCCAGUGCACUGUCUCCAAGAUGAUCGGCUCCAGCGUCGAGUUUUCGCUUUCGAUUCUGUCGCGCCCCGCCGAGGCCGGAGCCGGCGAGAAGCAAUCGUCCGCCAACUAUGUCGAGGAUACUUGCAUUUUGCUCUCGACCGGCUUCCAGAUCCUGGAGCGAUCCAAGGCUGAAUAUGGCAUCGUGGACUACUCGUUCUCGCAGGCGACCCUCGGCCACGUCUUUGUGGAACUGGCCAAGGAACAGCUCAGCGCCAGCGACCUCGAGGGAUCAAAGAGCUCCAAGGGCGGAUGGCGGCCCUUUGGAUUGUUUCGGUCGUCGUAAUAUGACCCAGUUGAGCCCGAUUCCAUUGACGCCGCGACAAGCCCCCUCUCGUUCUCGCUGCCUCAUGAUGCCAAUCAUCAAGCUGGCCGCUUGACUACCCAUGUAUCACGUCCCUGCUCUUGUAAUUCUUGUCCCUGCUCAUGCCCGUUACCUCGUCCGCUGUGGAGGAAAAGACUAUGCAUUCCGGCGUGCACGACCUCGAACCAGCAACAGCAAUCCGAGGCUUGUGGUGUCAAUACAUCGUCGUUGCAUUCGACAGUCGCUUUGAAAUA